CCUUCACACUCUAUCAAUAACAAACCUCAAAUAAUAGAGAUGUAACAGAUGAAUUAAUUUCUUCCAUUUGCUUUGAAGCUAUUGUUCCCUUUCCCUUAGUCAUGCUAGCUACUAGAUAGCAAACAUUUUUCAAUCAUUCUCACGAAGAUAUAGCUCUAGUAUUCACAAGAUUAUACAAUCUAAUAAUUUUAGGAAAGAAAAAAAAUAGAUCACCCUUUGUUUUAUUCGAUCAUAGAUGUGUAUCAAAGUCUCUUUGCCCCCACAUAAAAACAAGGUUACUUGCUCCUUGUUUUGCAAGUUCUUGAAGAUGAUCAUCCCAAAACUCCAAAGUAUGAUCAUGGUACUCCUUGCUAUAUUGUUUGCUCCGUUGACCACCGGUCACACGCCGGCCAAGUGUAGCCGAUCAUGCGGUGGUAUCUCCACCAAACACCUCCCCUCGCCGUUUGGCUUCUCCUCCGGCUGCCUAUUCCGGCUGAACUGCACAGAAAACAACACCAUGGUUGUCCAAAACUUUCCGGUCCAACUCGUGACAUCCGAGACCAUACUGAUCAAUCUUCCGGCCACAUGCGGCCGCCCCAUCGCCGCCCUGGGCGGCCUCUUCGGCCCUACCUACGCUCCGACGUCACGCAACGGAAUUCUGUUGGAAAACUGCAGCACACCCAUCAAGCCAUGUAUGAUACCAACAACUACGGUGCAAACUCACUUUGAACUUCUUGGUUGUGACUCAAAACCUUAUAACAUUAGUUGUUACUCGGAGCCAAACAAUUACAGUCAGUUCAUUGACUAUGAUAACGUGAUGAGGAGUGGAUGUGGCUCUCUGUUUUCCGGGAUAUCGUCGGAGGCGAUCGGUAAUAGCUCCGGCGUGUCGUUGGAUGUUCAGGUGGUUCAGUUGGGGUGGUGGCUUGAAGGGGACUGCAAGUGUUCUCCGAAUUCAAAUUGUACAAGAAUUGUGUCUUCCACGAUGAAUGGACGGCCAGGAUAUCGGUGCUAUUGCUUGGAAGGGUUUGAGGGCGACGGGUAUCCAGCCGGUUCGGGCUGCCGGAAAGCCUCUCCGGAAUGCAACUUUGCAAACUAUAUGACAGGCAAAUGUGGUGGUACAGCUAGAAUUGGUGUUUUGGUUGGAGGUGUUGCAGUAGCUGCUUUGAUGGUCAGUUUGGGAAUAAUAUAUUGUUUGGUUAGACGACGCUCCGAUUUGAGAACUAGGUACAGAACACUGAAACAUAUAUCUGAAACGAUGGACAUCAGCAUUCCUAUAUAUCCCUACAAGGAAAUUGAGAGAGCCACAGAUAGUUUUUCAGACAAACAGCGGCUUGGAAUGGGAGGCUACGGAACAGUUUACUUGGGAAAACUCCACACCAACGAGUGGGUUGCCAUUAAAAGGAUCAAACACAGAGAUACUGAUAGCAUUGAGCAAGUAAUGAACGAGAUCAAGCUCAUCUCUUCCGUGAGCCACCCAAACCUUGUUCGUCUCCUAGGUUGCUCGAUUGAAUAUGGUGAACAAAUUCUUGUGUACGAGUUCAUGCCGAAUGGAACAUUGUCUCAGCAUUUACAUGGAGAGAGAAGUGACGGACUUACGUGGCCAGUUCGGCUCACCAUUGCCACGGAGGCAGCUCAAGCCAUAUCAUAUCUCCAUUCUGAAAUGAACCCUCCCAUAUACCAUAGAGACAUCAAGUCCAGCAACAUACUUUUGGAUUACAACUUCAAAACCAAAGUCGCCGAUUUUGGUCUUUCUAGGCUUGGAAUGAUCGAAUCGUCCCACAUUUCAACUGCCCCGCAGGGUACUCCCGGUUAUCUUGAUCCCCAGUACCAUCAGGACUUUCAUCUCUCUGAUAAAAGUGAUGUUUAUAGCUUCGGAGUAGUCCUCGUGGAGAUCAUAACAGGGUUAAAAGCGGUGGACUUUUCACGGCCCAACAAUGAGGUAAAUUUGGCAGCUCUUGCUAUUGAUAGGAUCAAGAAAAGGAGUUUGGAGGAGAUAAUAGACACUUCGAUUGAGCCACACGGGGAUGCUUGGACACUUUCCUCAGUGCACAAGGUGGCUGAGGUAGCUUUCCGAUGCCUCGCGUCUCAUAGAGACAUGAGGCCUUCAAUGACGGAAGUAGCAGCUGAAUUGGAGCAAAUCAGGCUUAGUAGAUGGGCAUCAUCAGAAGAGAACAUCACAGCUUCUUCAAAGCCAUCCUCCUCUUGCUCUUCGUCUUCUGAUAUAAGCGAAAAACCACUAACCGCGACAUUAAAGAACGCGGAAUUGAAUAAUGGAGGUUUAUUUGCACUGCAGAUUGAGUCUGAUAGUAUGAGUUCAGUGGAAAAAGUAAACGAGUUUUCUCCCGUUUCUGUGCAGGACUCAUGGGCAAGUGAGCAAAGCUUGCCAUCAUCAAACAGUAUGGUCAGUCAUGUAAUUCAGUGAUCUAAAGUUGUUCCUUUUUUCUUUCCUUUUUAAUGUAUAGACAAGUACCAUUUUGAUUAGCACUGGCUUGUUGGCAUUACUAUUCAUGUCUUUCACUUGGACCACUACUUUCCAAUUUCCACAUGAAAGCA
Molecule: messenger RNA, 2532 nt
Organism: Cornus florida
Lineage: Eukaryota; Viridiplantae; Streptophyta; Magnoliopsida; Cornales; Cornaceae
Product: wall-associated receptor kinase-like 14
Exons: 3
Coding region: 236-2401 (721 amino acids)
Biological process (GO): protein phosphorylation
Molecular function (GO): ATP binding; protein kinase activity
Source: RefSeq, a predicted model, not a curated record